Molecule: messenger RNA, 593 nt
Organism: Drosophila busckii
Lineage: Eukaryota; Metazoa; Arthropoda; Insecta; Diptera; Drosophilidae
Product: probable serine/threonine-protein kinase pkgA
Exons: 1
Coding region: 19-393 (124 amino acids)
Source: RefSeq, a predicted model, not a curated record
GGUUGCUUGGCGGCGCCCAUGACGCUGCUGAAGCCGCCACCGCCCAUGCUGCAAAUGCCCACGCGUACACCUGCGCCGCCGCCGCCGCUGCCGCUAAUGCAGCUGCGACGCUGCUCGCUAGACAUGGACUCAGAUGCUGAGGAGCAGCUGCCCUGCGCUCCAGAGGAGCACAUUGACGUCGAAGCCGAUGAAGAGGAGCAGGAGUCUGAACUGCAGCUGGCGCACAGCAGCGCCAGUUCAACGCCCAACACAGCGACUGCAUCCAACGAUUGCUACGAGCUGCGCGCAAAGUCCAGCAGCAACCACAACAAUGCUUGCCUGGAAGAGAAAUCAAUAAGCCAGCAACAGCAGCAACAACAUCAGCAGCAGCAGCAACAAGCGCACAGCUACUGAACGUUGGGCGUGCCACUCCCAUUCCCACUCCCAGUUGUGUUGUAAAUUUGUAUUGAAUAGUUUUUGCCAAAGGAUCAGGCGGCUAAGUGCACAUCAAUUGGUUUCAAUGCUGCGCUAACAAAGCGCCCACCAAACUCUGUAGACGAGUCUCUGCACACAUAAUCAAUAAAAAAUAAAAAACGAAGCGCAGAAGAUAAACG